AUGUUCCAUCAGCAAAGUGUCCAUCCCGUCGACAUCGAGGACUAUUUCAAAGGUCCCCGAGACACCGGCCGCCACUCGAAAUGGCCCAGUUUCAUGCGAAUGCACGGCUCGAUCUUGCCCAAAAUGAUAGUGCCUCUGUCAUUUGUGGCCGCGUGGGCCACUCUGAUCACCUGCAUCUCCAAGCUCAUGCAUUCGCUUCAAGUCGACUCAAUCCUUCUGACCAUGACUGGUUUCGUCGUGGGCUUGGCCCUUUCCUUCCGCUCAACCACUGCCUACGAGCGCUAUGCAGAGGGCCGGAAAUAUUGGGCGCAGCUCUCACUCAACGCACGCAGUCUUGCUCGCCUCAUCUGGGUGCAUGCUCAAGAACGCCACGAGGAGUCCACAGAGCUUGGUAAACAUGACCUACUCGCCAAGCUCGCUGCACUUCAACUGAUCAAUGCCUUUGCCGUUUCUCUGAAGCACAGGCUGCGUUUCGAGCCUUCCAUCGAAUAUCCAGAUCUUGCUCCGCUGCUGAGCCACCUGCACACGCUUGCGGGAGACGCCGACCAGAGCAUGCUUCAUCAGCGCAGAGUCUCGAAAAUCAAGUCAAUUGGCCAAUCCCUGGGCAUUCCGAUGGCUGAGGAUAAUCCACGUCAACUGUUGAAGACGUCGAAAGACAAUCUCGGCAAUACGCCUUCGGAGGUCAUUGCCUAUCUGGCCUCAUACAUCGAAAACAUAUUCCAGAACAAGACCUUGACGAUUAGUUGUCAUCAGGGCCAAGCUAUGAAUAUGCUUUUCAACUUCAGCGAUGUCUUAGCAGGCUGCGAGCGUGUGGUGAACACACCUCUUCCCGUCGCUUACUCCAUCUCGAUCGCUCAAAUCACCUACGCCUACGUCUUCGCUCUUCCUUUCCAGCUCGUCGGGAGGCUCCACUGGGUUACCAUCCCAGGUACCAUAAUAGCAGGAUACAUCAUCCUUGGCCUCGCACAGAUUGGUCGGGAAUUAGAGAAUCCAUUCGGCCAAGACGUCAACGACUUGCCCUUGGACUCAUUCUGCACCGAGAUUGCGAACGACAUCGACACCCUGACUUCCACCCCUCCGCCGCUCGCCGAUAAGGCCUGGAUGCUUCACUCUGGCUCCAAGCUCCUCUGGCCCCUCAGCAACAUGGAGUUCCAGGCGUGGGAGAAAAAGAGUGUGGCUGAGAUCAGGGCGGCGUUAAAGGCGAAG
Messenger RNA from Pseudocercospora fijiensis CIRAD86, 1206 nucleotides. RefSeq lists its product as uncharacterized. Gene Ontology annotation, molecular function: chloride channel activity. The annotation marks the transcript as partial. The transcript is spliced from 3 exons. The record is from RefSeq and is a predicted model, not a curated record. NCBI's taxonomy places the organism in Eukaryota, Fungi, Ascomycota, Dothideomycetes, Mycosphaerellales, Mycosphaerellaceae.